AUGGAAGAGUCUCCCGAGUGCCCUCUGCUAACUAGCCAAGAACUGCACGAAAAUGACUUUCCAGUCAAUGCAGUUUUCCCAGAUGGCAGUAGGAAAUCAUAUAACUUCACCAGAAGUACCACGGUUGGCGAUUUAAUCAAAACAAUACAAAGCGACUCUAGUGUUGUUAUUCCAAAAGAUAAAUCGAUUUGUAUUAUUUACCGAGGACGUAUCUUAAAAUCAGUUGAGAAAUUCUCUGAAAUUGACUCAGUCCCAGAUUACACGGUCACAAUAUUAUUCAGAUUAAAUAAAUCUGAUAUCAUUGUUGAUAAAGAAGAUCUAGAGUCAGAGCUUCGUGGCUUUGACCGUCUAACUCGAAUGAAUUAUACCCCAGAGCAAAUUCAAGAAAUCAGACUCUCUUUCCACACAAUGAGAGGUGGCCUGAACGAUACUGAUGAUCAAAAAUAUGAAGCUGAAGAAGAAUGGCUUCCAGUCAUUUUUAAUUCAGAUAAUCCACUUGAAGCUUUUCAAGCAGCUGAUGCAGAAAGACCGGUUCAAGUGCAAAACACUCCUAGGCAUAACGAAGUUCAGAUAAACACAGAAAUAUCAGGAACAAUAGUUUUCCUAUUCGCACUUUGUUUCGGACUUAUCUUCGGUCCAUUUUCGCUAUUACUUUUGUUUGUAUCAUUCCAUGAUGUGUUUGGAAUAGGCGGUCUUGUUGUCGGAUCAGCCAUUAAUAUAAUAUUAUAUUUUGCUUUCGGAUUCAGUAUUUUCUAA
Trichomonas vaginalis G3 is the source of this 756-nucleotide messenger RNA. Its product is annotated as DUF2407 C-terminal domain-containing protein. Gene Ontology annotation, cellular component: Dsc E3 ubiquitin ligase complex. The coding region runs from base 1 to 756 and encodes 251 amino acids. The transcript has a single exon. Lineage: Eukaryota; Parabasalia; Trichomonadida; Trichomonadidae. The record is from RefSeq and is a predicted model, not a curated record.